Molecule: messenger RNA, 474 nt
Organism: Copidosoma floridanum
Lineage: Eukaryota; Metazoa; Arthropoda; Insecta; Hymenoptera; Encyrtidae
Gene: Spase12
Product: Signal peptidase complex subunit Spase12
Biological process (GO): protein targeting to ER
Cellular component (GO): membrane; signal peptidase complex
Source: RefSeq, a predicted model, not a curated record
UAGUAUAUGUGUUUUUAAAUGAAAUAAACGUGUGAGAGACUGAGACGUGUCCUUAGCGAGUUAAAUACUGUGAUUGUUUACAACUCAUUUUUAAUUGCGAAAAGUUUCACGAAUAAUUAAGCUCGAUGUCUGGAAUAAUUGAUUAUUUUCGGAAUAUACCUCUACACAUUGAUUAUGAUGGCCAAGCUAGAGCUGAAAAAUUAUCCAGAAUAAUCAUUACUUUGUUUGGUGUUGUUGGUUUCAUAUGGGGAUACCUAAUACAACAAUUCUCGCAAACAAUGUACAUUCUUGGAGCUGGUUUUGUCAUGGCAGCAAUUAUUACUUUACCCCCCUGGCCAAUGUACAGGCAUAAGCCCUUGGAUUGGCAAAAACCUCAACAAUCUGAAGCUCCUAUCAAAACGAAAAAAAAGAAAUAAUACUGCACACAAGUGAUGAUUUGAAAACUCUUUGAAAUACAAAUUAAACAUCUUACUC